UUCGAAGUGAGCCACAGAGGGAGCCGACCAGGUGGAGAACAGCCUGGGGAGGAAAGGAGUUCUGUUUGGGAGGCAUUACUUCUGAGAGGCGCACUAGACCUCCAGACCAGAGGAGGCCUUCCUGAGGAAGAGGUUCCGGGGCUCCCUGAGAGACUUAGACAAGACUGGGACUGAGGUCUGAAGGACAGGGGUGGGGAGGGCACAGAGAGCUGGCACCGAGGACCAGGGCAGUAGCCAGCGUGGAGCAGGAUUCCAGAGGGAGGAGGAAGAGGCGGAGAUGGACAGGAAGCAGAGGCAGCUUCCUCCUGAGCCGCUGGGCUGUGACUGUUGGAACGUGCUCUGGGGUGGGGAUUAGGAAUCAGGAUGUCCUCAUACUUCCUCACCUGCCAUCACUCCAGGUGGCUCCUGGAUGAAAUUCUUUGGAUGUCACCGCUUGGGAGGCUCCCUGGGUGCCUGAGGGAGGCACAUGCUAGAAAGCAGCACCACGUUGGGCCCAGUCCUGAGGGGAGGGGAAGUUGCAAGGACAAAACUGAGUCCCAAGGGGGAGGCUCAGGGUACUGGCUGAGACCAUCCUAGCUGCAUCCUGUGUGUUUAGAAGGAGCACCUGCCCCUGCCCCUGCCCCGGCGUCCUGCCUCCCGGCCCCUGUAAUUACACUGCUUCCCCACGCAUGGUUUGCUCCCAUUCCUUGGCUUCCAGUGGCUUCAAGGGAUGAAAUGUGGAAGUCCUUGUGAUUAUAGAGAUGACAGGUGGGUAUUGAUUCCUGCAGGGUGUGUGUGGAGGAGGAUGUGAAUACAGGGGUGGGGUGACCAAGGUCCAGGUCAUUGAUAGAGCUGGGGUGGCUGAGUCCCAAAAUGAGGGACGCCGCAGUCAGAGGUUACGCACUAGCCACGGCCUUCCAAACAGGUUUGACCAGUAGGUUCUAAUGGGAUUCCUUGUGUCACUGGGCUGGCCCCUCCCCAGAGGUUUGACACCUCCUCUCACUCCUCCCCUAUAAAGCCUCUUGGGGUUCCCAGGCACCUAGACUCAGCCCACCCCCAACUUUGGGGGCCAGGAGACAGCCAUGAUGCUCAACUGGAGGCUGCUGGGGAUCCUGGUCCUUUACCUGUAUGCCGGAGGUAUCUCAGGCAGCGGAGAGCACCCCCCACCCCCACCCACAGAGGCUGGAGAGGAGGAGGGCUCCCCAACAUUGCCUCAGGGACCCCCAAUCCCUGGUGAUCCCUGGCCAGGGCCACCCCCUCUCUUUGAGGACCCUCCACCUCCAGGCCCCAGUCGUCCCUGGAGAGACCUGCCGGAAUCUGGAGUCUGGCCUCCUGAGCCCCCGAGAACUGAUCCCCCUCAACCUCCCCGACCUGAUGACCCCUGGCCAGCAGGACCCCAGCCUCCAGAAAACCCCUGGCCACCUGCCCCUGAAGUGGACCAUGGAUCUCAAGAGGACCCAGACCUUGACCCACCCCAGGAAGAGUACAGAUAAAGGGAUUCCCCCAGAGACAUCUUGGGCCUCCAGGCAGAGUGCCCCUCAAGCCCAUCUGUACCCUUCUGAUUCCUCUUCAAUUCUCCCAUCAGCCUCAAUUUCCUUCCUCAUUCUUUCAGUUUUAUUCUGAACUCUGAAAGUGUCAUUCUCAAUAUUUUCUGUCCACUCUUGAGAUCCGCCCCAUAUUUCCUCUCCUUUUUUCUCUGACAGCUAAAGCAUACACCCCUACCUCAUGUCCAGUCCUCUCCCUUCUACCUGCUUCCCACCUCCUCCCUCUUCCCCACCCCUGGGGCUCCUGGGGCCAGGCUGGUGGUGCCGUGUUCUCUGCUGCCACCUGGUGGCCUACAGCUGGGAACUAUCAGGAGACCAUGAUGGUACUUCCAUAAAAUGGAAAAAUAAAA
Messenger RNA from Leptonychotes weddellii (Weddell seal), 1873 nucleotides. NCBI's taxonomy places the organism in Eukaryota, Metazoa, Chordata, Mammalia, Carnivora, Phocidae. The record is from RefSeq and is a predicted model, not a curated record.